AUGCGCAUCCGUUUCACGUUUGCAGGCGUAUUCCUGCUCCUGCUCCUCCUCGCGGCGUAUGCUGGCCUGACGAAGCUGCAGCUCAGCCACAUGGUCAACGACAAGCUACUGCACUUUCUUACCUUUUUCCUGCUCACCGUCGUCUUCUACUGGGUCGUCGACACGAACCGCCGCCGGACGAUCAACAUGACAUUGAUAAUAUGCACCUUGAUACUCGGCGUGGGCUCCGAGUUUCUGCAGAGCUUCCUGCCCAACGACCGCGAAUUUGACAUGUACGACAUUGCCGCCAACAUUGUUGGCAGCCUGCUCGGGCUCGGGCUCUGCUCGUGGUACCACAGACGGAUGCUCGAGCGCAGGCGCCAGCAGAAGACGUACAAUGCGGUGCCGGGAGAAGACGCCGAGGAUCUUGAGCUUGGCGUGGGCCACGAGACGGGUGUUGUGGAUGCUGCGCCGCAGACGCUGGAAGAUGAGGUUGACAACUGGGACGAAAAUGCGCCGGAUGACUGGGAGGAAGACGGAAAUGCAGAGGGCGCAGACAUUACGGCCGCCGAGGCCGUCGACAAGGGCAAGUGA
Molecule: messenger RNA, 573 nt
Organism: Cordyceps militaris CM01
Lineage: Eukaryota; Fungi; Ascomycota; Sordariomycetes; Hypocreales; Cordycipitaceae
Product: VanZ domain protein
Exons: 2
Coding region: 1-573 (190 amino acids)
Source: RefSeq, a predicted model, not a curated record